Linum tenue is the source of this 1482-nucleotide messenger RNA. NCBI's taxonomy places the organism in Eukaryota, Viridiplantae, Streptophyta, Magnoliopsida, Malpighiales, Linaceae. The record is from the annotation of a GenBank genome assembly.
AUGGUCAGACUGCUUGGGCGUUCGAUUUCCUAUGCGUUUCUGUGCUCUCAACUCCGAUGGAAAUGGCGCCCAACCGGAAGGCUGGACAUCCUGGAUCUGAAUGACAGAACCUUCCUGGUCACGUUCCAUAAUGAUCAGGAUUUCCUUCAUGCGCUCACCGGGGGGCCAUGGACAAUACUUGAUCACUAUCUUGUUGUCCACCAAUGGUCGCCGUCCUUCAGGACUGUAGAUAAACCCCAUAAAUCGGUUGUAGCUUGGAUCCAACUGCCAGAGCUUCCGGUCCAUUUCUACCAUCGGGAGGUACUUUUUGCCUUGGGGAAUCUUGUUGGCAGAACGGUGAAGCUGGAUUAUCAUACUGAAAAUAUGGAACGUGGAAAGUUUGCUCGGAUAGCGGUGGAGCUAGACAUGACGAAGCCGCUGGCGACUCGAAUUCGGCUGGACGGGUUCUGGCAACCGGUGCUCUAUGAGAACCUACCGGAAAUUUGUUUCGGAUGUGGCAGGAUUGGCCACACCGAAGAGUCCUGUUCCAAGAAAACGGGUAACGUCCCUAACGUCAUCUCAUCAGCAGAAGUUCCCGUCCUUCCCAUUGAAGGUUCGUCACCGUCGUCGGAGUCUCCCGCCGGUUACGGGCCGUGGAUGCAAGUGACGAAGAGGAGUAAGAAGCAGAAUAGGAAGGUGACGCAGAUUGCGGCCAGCUCUCAAGGCGGUGAAUCAGGCCGAGGGGGAACUUCUGGGAAAGUCAAUCAAAAAGUGAACCAACAAGGAAAGAAUGAUCCGGCCAGGUCCAGUUUAGGAAAGGAAGGAAAAGGGAAGGCGACAUCUAAAGCAGAAGACAAGAAAGGCAAUGUCUCAAAUCCUAAAGGGAAAGUGGUGGGGAAUGGCAACGACUCUCUGCCAGACACUAGUGGAACAAUCGCUCAGGAAUGGCGGCCCGUUGGGCUGAAGGAGAAUGAGAAAAGGCCGCUCUCUCACGGAGAAGUUCUCAAGUCAGGCCCACUGGCUGGAACAGGCCCAUCUGACUCUUCGUUGAACCAGAGUGUAGCUACGGGGAACUUGAGCCCAACCCAUGGUACCGAUAUCUCGAUGUUUCCUUCUCCACCUCAGCCGACAACGAAGGAAAAUUCCGACCCCAACUUGCCGACUGCUUCGAUUCGCCACCGCUCCCAGAAACCCAAAUCGCAACAAAUCGCGGCGAGGGAAGUCAGGCCAAAAAUCAUGAAAGAAUCGUCCAAGAAGCCGCUGAGCCAGAAUCCCCAAAAGGCGAGGAAGCUCCUGCAAGAGCUGUCGAAGUCGCCCAGCUUCCCAAUCAAUCCUCAAUCCAUUUCUGAGUUCAUGAAUAACAUGAGGAAGACUUCCAAGGGGAAUUUACAGGCGGAUACUGGCAAAGUGAACGACCUGGCGAUGGCAGACAACAACGACUCGGCCAUUACUCCUCCGCCGGCCUUUGAAGCGAUUGGGGGCCAAUUGGCCACUGAAACCUAG